AUGGGCUUCGAUGUAUCCUGCAUUGUGGGCCACGUGGACCAGGAGCUGAUCUGCCCCAUCUGUACGGAUGUCCUUGAGGAGCCAGUGCAGUCCAGCGGCUGUGAGCAUGCCUACUGUCGGGCGUGCAUCGACAAGUGGAUACAGCAGAAACAGAUCUGUCCGGUGGACCGGUCUGCCUUGCUUCCCGGCCAUUUGGUGCCCGUAUCCCGUCUGAUGCGCAAUAUGCUCUCCCGGCUAAAGAUCAAGUGCACCUUUGCCGAGAACGGCUGCUCCCAGCUGCUGGCCCUCGAGGGGUUCCGACGCCAUGUGGCUGGCUGCGAGCAUAAUCCCAAGGUCAUGGUCGACUGCAACAAGGGGUGCGGCAUGCAGGUGCCCAAGGACGAGCUGGCCACACACAACUGCGUGUUCGAGCUUCGGGAGCUGGUCCAGAGCAAAGUAACCGAGAUCGCCGAGCUGAAGAAAAAGCAGGCCAACCACGAGCUGCGCCUCGUAACCCAGGGAUGCGAGCUGGAGCUGCUCCAGUACUACAUUGCUGCCCUGAGGUCCACCAGUCCGCUGAUGCGCAAUAUCGGCGAGCAGCUGGAUCGCUAUUCUCUGAUGCAGUGGGGCCAUGGUCUGCCCCUGGGCGAUGUCCGCAAUUGGGGCAGUCUUAUUUCCACUCCGGACACCACCAUGCACGUAAUGGUGCGCGAUGUUCUGCGCAACUGCGGCUGUCCGAUGCACUUGGUGAAUCUGAUGUUGGACCGGUGUCACGAGGACCGUUGGCCCGAUGGCCUGACCUCGCUGGACGUCCGGCGCGAGAACCUAAAUCGCCUAAACCUGUAUGUCACCCGAAUGCUGCCCCCGCUGGCCAGCGGGAAGCCGUGCGUGGUGGUUCUCGGCGGGGACAACACCCACAUGGCAGAGAACCUCCGGCCCACCCUCGGGCUAGUGAUGAUAUUUGUCGACGGGGUCUAUGAGAUGCAAGAGAUCGUGCCGGAUGGCGAUUUCCUCUGAUCCAGGCAACAUUUGUAUCUACCAGGUCUAAAUUCUGUUUGGUAACAACCUACACUGGACCUACUGGACACGACACACGCUUUUAAUGUAAAAAAAUUUCACAACCUAAAUGAGUUGACCGCAUUCGGGCGAAGACCCCCGUCUCGGCUCGCUUAUCGGAACAACAAGAUAAGAAUUUCAUAAAAGG
Molecule: messenger RNA, 1183 nt
Organism: Drosophila bipectinata
Lineage: Eukaryota; Metazoa; Arthropoda; Insecta; Diptera; Drosophilidae
Product: E3 ubiquitin-protein ligase NRDP1
Biological process (GO): ubiquitin-dependent protein catabolic process; protein polyubiquitination
Molecular function (GO): ubiquitin protein ligase activity
Source: RefSeq, a predicted model, not a curated record